Messenger RNA from Brassica rapa (field mustard), 852 nucleotides. RefSeq lists its product as uncharacterized. The record is from RefSeq and is a predicted model, not a curated record. Lineage: Eukaryota; Viridiplantae; Streptophyta; Magnoliopsida; Brassicales; Brassicaceae.
AGACCUUCUGGUGAAUCUAGAAAUUGAGUAGUUACAGCCACUAGUCAAAGCUUAGCUGAAAAGUAUAGCCACUAGUCAAAGCUCUUUUGGUGUAUAUAUAUUCCUUCGACGCUCUUUUGGUGUAUAUAUAUUCCUUCAAAGCUUCUUCAGUCAUAUACAGUUUUAAAGAAACUUUGCUUUUUUUACUUAUUUCUCAAGAAAAUCAGUUCGCUUUCUUUGUUUAGGCGAUGGAUUCUCCGGCAAAGUCGCUUAAAGGGAAGAGUCCGAUCAAUAACAAGCAGGAGAAAGAAGAAGAUCAGGCCAUGGAUUCUCCGGGAAAGUUGCUUACAGUGAAGAAUCCGGUGCAAGCUCCCAUCAAUAAGACCCCAGAGAAAGAAGAUGGAUUCCCCACUCCAGAGGGGGAACCAUUUAGUUUGCAGUUACUUGUUAAGCAAAAUCAAGAAAAUCAGGCCAUGGAUUCUCAGGGAAAGUUGUUUCCAGAGAAGUUUCCGGUGCAAGCUCUGGAGAAAGAAGAUGGAUGGACUUGGCGAAGUCCAAAAAAAAGACCAUCCAACAAAGUCGUAAAAAAUCCACCCCAAGGAAGCAUACCUCCGUCAACAGUCAAGAUUUGAACACUUCCUUCUCAAGAACACAUAUAUAAGUCGCAUAUGAUCCUCGCUAAUACAUAAGUGUGUUCGUUAGUACUGCCUUGCAUGGAUUUUAUGUUUAUUUAUUAUUGUUACUAUUAUUUAUCUUAGUAUAUUUUUACUAAGCUGUUUCGUCUACCAUCGAAUUACAGAUAUAUGAUUAAGCAACUGAAAUUCAUACGCUUUCUUUUCGUAUAUUCAAAGUUGAAUCAUUCCUUUCUUCGGA